Messenger RNA from Plutella xylostella (diamondback moth), 1019 nucleotides. RefSeq lists its product as uncharacterized. Gene Ontology annotation, cellular component: membrane. The record is from RefSeq and is a predicted model, not a curated record. Lineage: Eukaryota; Metazoa; Arthropoda; Insecta; Lepidoptera; Plutellidae.
CAACGUAGUGUUAUUUUCUCUAUGGCACAAACAAACAAACCGCUAAACGUGAAACUCUCUAUAGAUUGUGUUAAUUUAAUUCCAAGGGAAUAUUUAAUCAGAUGCAUGAAAUCAACAUGACGAAACCACGUAAUCGUGCGUGGCUGGUGUGGAUGAUAUGUUUUUUGUGGCUAUUAUCCUUAUUGGCUGUAGCUUGGUCAUUGAUUUUGUGCUUUACUGUUGGUGAUUUCUUAGUGCUGACUCAGACGGAUAUCGUGAAUGCUUUCCUUCUUCUGUCUGGGCUGACGAUGUUACCGGCUAACAUAUUCAUGAUGUACGCUGUGGCCAACGGAAAGAAAAUAGACCCAAAUUCCAGAGUCGGUUGUUGCCCACUUUGGUUCUGUAAUCUUUGCAUAGUAUCGGUUAACGCUGUUGGGGCUAUACUAUGCAUCAUAAGAAUACGACACUGCAAAACAUUUGUUUCAAAUUUAAUAACAACGAGCUUGAAAGAAUACCGCAAUGUUCCUACGCUUAAGCGUUUUAUGGAUAACGUGCAGUGGGCUAUGAAAUGCUGUGGGGCGAAUUCUUACAAAGACUGGUUUAAAUAUAACUGGAAUGACAAAGCCGGUGGCUUUGAUUGGGACAUGGUUGAUAUCAAACUCGAAAACUUACAAGCUGAUAGCGUACCUCUGAGUUGCUGCAAGAGUGGGUCAUGUAUAUCAAACUAUCUGACUGAACUCGGGACGUUUUCCAUCAACACAGAUGGAUGUGCGGAUGUCGUCUCGACAUUGAUCAAAUAUUCCAUGUGCGCCAACUUGCUCCUGUUCGUUGCUGUUAUAUGUUUGCAGGUUAUGAUCCUAUACCACAUGAAGGAAUGUAAGUCCAUGAGUGAAUCCGUAAAAACCAGCAUUCAAAGUGAAGAACCACCAAAAGGGCCACAAGUGACGGACCUCAUGUUGGUGAAUCAGAAGUUCGCGGCAUCCAGUGACUCAUAUCAGAUGUACAGUGAUAAUAACAAUUAAAGAAUUUCAGACCAACAA